AUGGCCGGUUCAUAUAAGGAUUUCUGCAGUUAUACUCCUGAUUUUACAGGGCAAAAUGUUAGACUUGCUGAUGGUUCUGGCCAGAGUAUUAAGGGAGUAGGCACAGUUAAAUGUUGCCCAAAUAUGACUCUAUCAUCUGUUUUACAUGUUCCCUCAUUCCCAAUCAAUUUGCUAUCCAUCAGCUGCAUUACAGGAGAACUUAAUUGUGCUGUAAUCUUCUUCGCAACAUGGUGUUUAUUCCUGGAACUUGGGACUUGGAAAAUCCUUGGGACAGGAAUUAUGCGAGGUGGUCUAUACUACUUGGAUGAUGAUAUGGCACCUAUGGCUGCUGCUGUGCUGUCUCAGUCACCAUUGGAAGAAUUUCUUCUUCAUCAUCGCAGGCUGGGACACAUAUCCUUUAACACCCUGGAUCUGGACAACGAGAUAGGGGGAGAUAAAGGUGAAGAAUAUAAUGAAGCAGCAUCCAGGAAUAUGAUUGUUGGAGUGAUUCCAGCUGCAGAUAUGUAUGACGAUGAAGAUGAAGGUACAUCAGAAGCUGAACAGAAACGGACACAGGGGGAGCUACGAGAUGAAUCAAAUGAAGCUGUUAAGUGGCCUAAACCAAAUGAAGAACAAGAAGUUCAGGUGUAUAAAAGGAGACAGUGGCCUAAACCAAAUGAAGAACAAGAAGUUCAGGUGUAUAAAAGGAGAAACCGAUCUGAGAAGGAAGUUAUUCCAUCUAGGUGUGAUCAUGAAGCUCAAGAAGCUCCUGCAAUACAAGCACAAGAAACCUUGCCAAGUGUGACACAAUCAGAUGUGCAUGAGUCAUCUCCUCAAGUUGAUGAGUUAGAUAUUCCUAUCGCUCGCAGAAAGCAUCCACGUUCCACUGCAGGGAAGUUACCAUCAAAUCUAUCUCAAUAUGAUAUUUCUAAUUAUGUCUCAUAUGUAUCAUUGGGCUCCCAAUAUAAAUCAUUUAUAGAUGCACUAGAUUCCACUCUACCUAUACCACGUGAUUGGCAGGAGGCGAAACAAUAUCCGGAGUGGAGAGCUGCUAUGAUAGAGGAGAUGACAGCACUUGAUAAAAAUAAUACUUGGGCAAUGAUGAUGAUGGGAUAGCAUUCCUAAAGAAGAUGUUGGCCAAGUCAUUUGAAGUUAAGGAUCUGGGUUUUCUUCAUUAUUUCCUGGGAAUUGAGG
Messenger RNA from Triticum urartu, 1173 nucleotides. The record is from RefSeq and is a predicted model, not a curated record. NCBI's taxonomy places the organism in Eukaryota, Viridiplantae, Streptophyta, Magnoliopsida, Poales, Poaceae.